Messenger RNA from Plasmodium fragile, 1083 nucleotides. RefSeq lists its product as uncharacterized. The coding region runs from base 1 to 1083 and encodes 360 amino acids. Gene Ontology annotation, molecular function: poly(A)-specific ribonuclease activity. Lineage: Eukaryota; Apicomplexa; Aconoidasida; Haemosporida; Plasmodiidae. Gene Ontology annotation, biological process: nuclear-transcribed mRNA poly(A) tail shortening. Gene Ontology annotation, cellular component: cytoplasm; nucleus; CCR4-NOT complex. The transcript is spliced from 10 exons. The record is from RefSeq and is a predicted model, not a curated record.
AUGGGGGUUAAAAUGCGAGUAGGCUCCUGGAACAUGUACAAUGACAUAUGGCACUCGGUGCGCGAAGCGACGGAGAGUAUAACUCCCACGCGUUUUAAGAGUGGUUCCCGAGUGAAGUUCCUGAGGGACAGGUUUUCGUGCACCCCUUUUGACAUCAUGUGCCUACAGGAGGUAUCCCCAGUGAUGAUCCCUAGUCUGCAAAAAGAAUGUUCUUAUUAUAAAAUGACGUUGGUGGCGCCCCCGCAAAGUACCCUGACACCGAACAGCAACAACUGCUGCGUCUUAUUCGACAAAAAAUUCAAGCUGCUUGGCAAAAAACAUUUUAAUCUCAGCGAGGCGGUGUCCACUCAUCUUUUGCGUUACGCUCACCAGGGGGAGAGUGACAUCGAGGAUGCAUUCAUUAAGGAGCUCAGAAUGAGGACCAGUAUGGCGACGAUGCUUCUCCUGGAGCUUCCCCAAACGAAAACCCUUUUAUCCGUUUGUAACUGUCACAUACACUGGAACCCCGCAUAUGCAGACGUGAAGGUUUUUCACACCUUCCUCAUUGUUAAGGAGCUCUUUCAUUUUGUGCGUUCCGCCCUUGAGCGUUUCCCCUUUGUCCCUCUGCUGCUGGUGGGGGAUUUCAACUCCACUCCCCGUUUGUGCGCUGUACAAAUAGCGCUCCCCACACUGCUUGCGUCAAACUGCCUUUCUCAGCAUUUGCAAGGACCCGUCGCGGACAACCAGCUGAGCGGAGUGUACGAACUUAUAACCACCGGCAGACUGCCCACGAAGCACCCUCACCAUCCGGCGGAGCUGCGGAACGACGAAGCCUUCCUGAGGUACCCAGACCUCCUGGUGGAUCCGUUUCAAAGCGCCUUUAAGGAGAAAAUUCCCUUUGUCGAGCAGGUUAACGGAGCCGAACCCGAAUUCACGAACAAAACGACAACGUUCUCUGGGUGUAUAGACUUUGUUUUUUUUAAAGGACUUAUUCCCCUGUCGGCCAAAACUGUUCCUGAAGACCUGGGAAAGAGUGAAGUACUGCCCAAUGGGAAAAUACCUUCGGAUCAUCUUCUCCUGGCGUCUGAAUUUUUUCUCGUUUAA